This is a messenger RNA of Medicago truncatula (barrel medic), 837 nucleotides long. RefSeq lists its product as uncharacterized. The transcript is spliced from 2 exons. Lineage: Eukaryota; Viridiplantae; Streptophyta; Magnoliopsida; Fabales; Fabaceae. The record is from RefSeq and is a predicted model, not a curated record. Bases 234 to 659 code for a protein of 141 amino acids.
AACGUUGGAAACCUAAACAAAAACAGACAUAACUUUACAACGUCUAAAAUCCCAACGCCCAAUAACCCAAUCCAAUGAAAUGAUGUUUUGUUUUUCCCUCCCCUUUUUCUGCUUUUUGUUCCACUUCCAUCACCUCACAUUUUAUUUUUUUAAGUCAAAAAAAUAUAGAACUAAUCUUAUUUUAAUUUAUGAGCAUUUAAAACAAAAGGAGUGGAAGAAUCAAUCACAAUUAAAUGGAGUUAGAGCAAGCAAAGGAAGAGUUGGAGAUGCUUGAAACCCUUUACCCUAAUCAACAUGACUAUCUCAAACAUGAACUUAGGUCUUUCAUCUCUCAUCUUCAAAACUCUUAUUCCUAUUCUCACCCCCUUCCACAAAACAACACCUCCCUCACUGCUUUCUUAGAUACUGAAGAAUCAACAAGCUUGGAGCAUAUAAAGAGUAUUCAACUUGCUUUACCAGAGAGAGAAGAAGUAAUGAAGGAGGGUAAGAAAGGUGCUGAAAAUUCUGAGCUUGAAUCUCCCAAGAGUGUUGUCAUCAAGCAUUGCCCUAGUAGAAGAAAGAAUAAGAGAAAAGAUAGGGUUGAUUUGGUUCUUGAGAAAGCACAAAAUUGUCUCAAAAAAAUUCGACAUUUCAAAACAUCUUUAUUUUCUCCUUCUUGAUUGAUUUAAUUUUAACAUUUUAGUGUUGUUGUACAUUUAAUUUAAUGGAUAUUUAAUAGUAGAGUCUUUUAGUAGUUUUUUUCUUAUUUUGUCAUGUGGAUGCUGAAAAGGUUAUCAAUGGUUCACCUCAUAUCUAUGUUCCAGAAUUCACCUACUUUAUGAAAAAGACAAAAACAAA